Molecule: messenger RNA, 756 nt
Organism: Daucus carota subsp. sativus
Lineage: Eukaryota; Viridiplantae; Streptophyta; Magnoliopsida; Apiales; Apiaceae
Product: GATA transcription factor 15
Exons: 4
Coding region: 161-556 (131 amino acids)
Biological process (GO): regulation of DNA-templated transcription
Molecular function (GO): sequence-specific DNA binding; zinc ion binding
Source: RefSeq, a predicted model, not a curated record
AUCAUUUACCAUCACUAUUGUUGCUACUCAUUUUCAUCAUUUUCUGAUCAUUUUACUCACUCAUCAGCUUCAUCACUACUUGCAUUUACUACUAAUCUUCUUCACUUUUUUGUGUAUCUAUCUAUUUUGAAAAGGUGGUGAUUUAUAUUAUAUAUGCAAGAUGGAUCUACAACAAGAGAUAACAGAGGCUGAGAAUAAAGAUGUGCAGACAAAAAAGAGCUGCAGUGACUGUAAAACCACAAGAACACCUCUAUGGAGGGGUGGUCCAUCUGGGCCCAAGUCACUUUGUAAUGCUUGUGGGAUCAAAUACAACAAGAAAAGGAGGCAGCUCUUGGGGCUGGAUAGAUCAAGAAAACAUGGGAUGAAAAAGAAGCAGAAGAAGAGUGGUAAUGAAGUGGAGAGAUCAGUGAAAGUGAUGAGAUUGAUUGCAUUGGGAAGAGAGAUGGGAUUGAAGAUAUCAGCUACAGCCAAGUUUGGGGAAGAGGAAGAAGCAGCUAUACUGUUGAUGGCUCUUUCAUGUGGAUCUCUGGCUUCUGUGCUUGAUGAAAUGCCCUAAUUGCCCUUAAGUUUUGUGAUCAGUUUUUUAACUAGACCCUUUUUUUCUAACUGUGAUGGAUGUAAUUUGAGUGACUGAGGGUUAGUUUUGGUAGAUGUUGCAGUUGUGAUUUAGGACUGAAUGUAGUAGUUAUCACUAACAAAGAUCAUCAUCUGUUUUGGUUAAGUUAAUUCAGCUGAUUUGCUGUGAAUUUAGAUUGA